AUGGUUGUAUGGGCAAAUGGAGAAGUGGAAAGUGCUAGCUCAAGUGACGAUGAGAUGCCACCAUUGGAGGAUUUUUCUGAUGUUGAAGUGGAAGAACCUAUGUGUGGUGAUUUACUUGUUACAAGGAGGGCUCUGAGUAUACAGCCUAAGGAUGAAGGAGAUAAGGAGCAAUGCGAGCAUAUUUUUCACACAAGAUGCCACGUGAAGGAUAAGGUAUGUACGUUGAUUAUUGAUAGUGGGAGUUGUACUAAUGUUGCUAGUACUUUGGUAGAAAAGUUGAAUUUGAAGUGGGAGAAACACCCUAAACUGUACAAGCUACAAUGGCUGAAUGAAUAUGGAGAAGUGAAGGUAAACAAGCAAGUUCGGGUUCCUUUUUCAAUUGGCAAAUAUGAGGAUGAGGUUCUUUGUGAUGUGGCACCGAUAGCUAAUCCCGAGGAAACGAAGGAGAAAAAAAGGCAAGUAGAUGAGAUGUUGCAAAAGGGAUUUGUAAGGGAGAGUCUCAGCCCAUGUUCGGCUCCUGUCCUCUUAGUCCUAAAGAAAGAUGGAAUGUGGCGCAUCUGUGUGGAUUGCCGAGCUAUUAACAAGAUAACGGUGAAGUAUAGACAACCUAUCCCCAGAUUGGAUGAUAUGCUUGAUGAAUUGCAUGGCUCUCAAUUCUUUUCUAAAAUUGAUUUAAAGAAUGGCUAUUAUCAUAUUCGAAUGAAAGAGGAAGAUGAAUGGAAAACUGCAUUUAAAACUAAAUAUGGAUUGUAUGUGGGCAUUAGUGUUGAUGAAGAAAAGGUAAAGGCAAUAAGGGACUGGCCUACACCUAAGAAUACAAACAGGUGGGAUGAUGUGCAUGACCGGGCUUUCAAAACUUUGAAAGAUAAGCCAACUAAUGCACCUUUGUUGUGUUUGCCUAACUUUGAUAAAGCUUUUGAAAUAGAAUGUGUUGUAUCCGAGAUUGGAAUAGGAGCUGUUUUGAUGCAGGAUUCCAAACCAAUUGCUUAUUUUAGUGAAAAGCUAAGUGGGGUAGCAUUGAAUUAUCCUACUUAUGACAAGGAGCUUUAUGCAUUAGUGAGAACUCUUCAAACAUGGCAGCAUUACUUGUGGCUGAGGGAAUUCAUCAUUCAUUUUGAUCAUGAGAGCUUGAAGUUCUUGAAGACCCAAGGUAAGCUUAAUGAAAGACAUGCUAAGUGGUUGGAGUUCAUAGAGACGUUUCCUUAUGUAAUCAAAUACAAGCAUGGCAAGGAAAAUGUUGUGGCUGAUGCAUUAUCUAGGAGCCAAGUAUGGAAUGCAUGUGAUAAGUGUGCGUUUGGUGAUUUUUAUAGGCAUGAAGGAUUUCUAUUCAAGAAAGAUAAAUUAUGUGUGCCUAUUUGUUCUGUUCGUGAGUUGCUUGUUAGGGAAAGUCAUGGAGGAGGUUUGAUGGGUCACUUUGGUGUUCUAAAGACUUUAGAUACAUUAUGUGAGCAUUUUUAUUGGCCUAAUAUGAAGCAUGAUGUGCAAUCUGCUUGUGAUGCAUUACAUUGGGAGAAGUGUUUGCCACAUAUUGAGUUUGCAUAUAAUGGGACUGUUCAUUCUACUUCUUCAUUUUCUCCUUUUGAAAUUGUUUAUGGCUUUAAUGCUUUAACACAUGUGGAUAUUUUACCUUUGCCUACUAAUGAGCAUGCUAAUCUUGAUGGUAAGAAAAAGACAGAUUUUGUGAAGGAUUUACAUGUCAGAGUUCGAGCCAACACUGAAAGGAAGAAUGAGCAAUAUGCUAAGCAAGCCAAUAAGGGGCGUUUGAAGGUUGUCUGGCACAUGCGUAAGGAGAGGUUUCCUACACAAUGGAAAUCAAAAUUGUAG
Pistacia vera is the source of this 1824-nucleotide messenger RNA. RefSeq lists its product as uncharacterized. The coding region runs from base 1 to 1824 and encodes 607 amino acids. NCBI's taxonomy places the organism in Eukaryota, Viridiplantae, Streptophyta, Magnoliopsida, Sapindales, Anacardiaceae. The transcript is spliced from 6 exons. The record is from RefSeq and is a predicted model, not a curated record.